This is a messenger RNA of Rotaria sp. Silwood1, 2388 nucleotides long. The record is from the annotation of a GenBank genome assembly. Lineage: Eukaryota; Metazoa; Rotifera; Eurotatoria; Philodinida; Philodinidae.
AUGGUUAAGACAAAAACAAAAUCUAAAAAACGUCGUACAUAUACAACUGAUAAACAUAAUUCUAAAACUCGUGUUGAUACAGUAAAUAAAGUCAAUCCAUUCGAUCUACAUGUUAAUCGUUUAAAACAUGAUGUACUUGGUAAGCGACGUAAUUAUGAAAAAGGUGGUCAACCACUUAAAUCUCGUUCACGUGGCAUUGAAAAAAGAAAACGUACAUUAUUAAAAGAAUUAAAUUCUGUAUUUAAACAAAAUACAUUUAUUGAUCAUCGUCUUGGUGAAAAUGAUCCAACAUUAACCAAUGAUGAAAAAUUAAUGCAACGUUUAAUUGCGGAACGAACUAAAACUCGUCCUGGUAAAGAAAGUCGUUAUAAUUUAAAUGAUGAAGAAGAUUUAACACAUUAUGGACAAUCAUUAUCAAAAUUUGAUGAACUUAAUCAAAAACCAAUUAUUGAUGAUUAUGAUGAUGAUGAUGAUUUAAAUAAAGGUCGUUUAAAUUCUGAACAUUUUUUUGGUGGUUUUAAAUCUUCAAAUGAACAACGUAAACCACAAACAAAACAAGAAUGGAUUGAUAAUAUGAUUAAAAGUACAAAAUUAGAUAAAUAUGAACGUCAACGUGAAAAUGAAAAACUUUAUGAUAUGACACAAACUCUUGAUGAACAAUGGAAAGCAUUAAGUACAUUAAUGGGUAUUAAAGAAAAAAAAUCUAAAGAUAUUAAAGAAAAAUCUGAUGAUUAUGAUAAACUUGUUAAUUCAUUAAGAUUUGAAGCUAAAACAACAGGUGUACCAAUUAAAACAAUUGAAGAAAAAGAAAAAGAAACAGCUGAACGAUUAAAAACAUUACAAGUUGAAGAAAAUCAACGUAUGGAACAACCAACAUUAAAAUCCAUAUUAUCGAAAAAUAAAUCACAAGCACAUAUUUAUGUUGAAGAAUUAGAUGAAAGUUAUUAUAUCAUGGAUGGAUCAAAAAAAUAUGUUACAUUUGAAGAUGAUGAUAAUGAUAAUAAGGUUGAUAAGAAUGAAACUGUAUCAACGAAUGAAACAGAAGAAAACGAAGAUAAUACAACAAUGAUGAAUAAUGAAGAUGAGGAUGAAGAAGAAGAUGAACAAACAACAAAUGGUGAUUUAAUAGCAGAAUAUGAAGACAUUCCAUCAGAUAUUGAUAAACUUCAAACUCGUCUAUCUGAUGAUAAAAAUGCAUUGAGCACUAUUUGGAAACGAAUUAAUGAUAAACGAUUACCACCAAUACCAAAAUCAGUUCUAAGUAAUUAUUUUGAUGUUUUACUUGAUUAUUAUGAAUCAGUCACAUCGAAUAAAAUUUUAUUAAAUCAAAUUGGUAAAAAUCUUCUUCAUCUCUUACAAUUAGUUAAUAAUGAACAAAUAAAAACAAAUAUAAUCAAUCGAUUAAAACAAUAUCAUAUUACUUUAAGUGAACAAAUUGAAAAUGACAAAUUUUAUCAAGUGGAUUUAUCAUUUAUUCUUUUUUUAAAAUUAAUUGCUCAUCUUUAUCCAACAUCAGAUUUUUCUCAUCCAAUAACAACACCAGCAAUAACAUUACUUGUUCAAGCUAUAAAUCAUAGUUCUCUCAAAUCUCUUAAUUCAUGUCGACAAGCAUUAUUUUUAAUUGAUUUAGUAAAACAAUGGAUAUCAAAAAGUCAUCGUUAUGUACCAGAAGUAAUUGUUUUAUUAAUUAAAUUAAUUCAACUUGCAUGUCCAAUUGAAAAAUCUCAAUACUUUAUAUCCUUUUCAUCGAAACAAAUUGGAAAUAAUCAAUUACUUGUUUUGAAUAAAAAUAAUGACUUAUCCAAUUCAACUCAACUAACCAUUUUUGAUACCAACGAUCUAGAUGAUAAUAAUGAUGAACAUCGUGCACUCAUUCUUCAAACAUGUCUCAAUCAUCUAACUGAUUUUCUUAAAAUUUAUCAAUCACUUUCAGCAAUUGUGGAAAUCGCUGAACCAUUUAAAUCUUUUCUUAUUAUUAUUGCUGAUACAUCCAAAUGCAGUCAUAUAUUAUCUCAAUGUCGAGAAAUUGUAACUUUAAUUGAUACAAUUCAAACAACAUGUCUUACUAAUCGUAAACAUCUUGAACAAGGCAAAGAACAGGCAAAAAUGUUAAAAUUAUUUGAACCUCGUUUUGGGCCAGUAUAUGAAGGUAAAAAGAAUAAUCGUCUACCGAAAGAAUAUGCUGAACGUUUACAUAUUCGACAAAAAUACAAACGUGAAUUGAAAUCCGCUACUCGUACACUCGUACUUGAUAAUCAAUUUAUAGCACGCGAAGAACUUAAACAACAAAUGGAAAAAGAUGCACAACGAAAACGCAAAGUCAAAGAUAUUCAUGCACAAUUAUCAAUGCAAGAAGGAGAAUAUCGAAAAUUGCAAAAAACCAAAUAA